This is a messenger RNA of Didymella exigua CBS 183.55, 962 nucleotides long. Its product is annotated as meiotic nuclear division protein 1. Gene Ontology annotation, molecular function: double-stranded DNA binding. Gene Ontology annotation, biological process: reciprocal meiotic recombination. NCBI's taxonomy places the organism in Eukaryota, Fungi, Ascomycota, Dothideomycetes, Pleosporales, Didymellaceae. Bases 182 to 841 code for a protein of 219 amino acids. The transcript is spliced from 3 exons. The record is from RefSeq and is a predicted model, not a curated record.
GACGUGAGCUGCGUGACUGCCUCCUUGGGAGCUGCCGGCUUGGCGCCUUCCGUCAAGGAAGGCACGUCCAGCACACCUCUCACAUCUCAUACAGCCUUUCACGGUUUGUAUCAGGCCUCACGCUCUCACCUCGCAUCGUAUCCCUACUCCUUAUCGACACCAUUCUUUAGACCCAACAGUCAUGGCACCCAAAACAACGGUGAACGCUCAGAAGCAGGCGACAAUCCUUGCGUGGUUUCACAAGACUGCACUCGCCUACAGUCUCAAGGACCUCGAGAAGCUGAUUCCCUCAGUCGCCUCCAUCAACGGCAUGGGCGUGAAAGACUACGUCCAGGCGCUCCAAGAUGACGAUCUAAUCCACUGGGAGAAAAUCGGCAGUGGCAACUGGUACUGGAGCUUCCCGAGCGAGGCCAGGAAAGAAAAGGAGGGCAAGCUGGCCAAGGCGCAAGAAGAAUACGAGAAGGCCAAUGCCACCGUGUCUGAGCUUCAGGCGAAGGUUGACCAAGCUGGUGCUGCACAAUCAGAGGACGAGAACUUGCUUGCAGAAACGGGUGGUGACCGUAAGGCACUCGUCGCGAAGCACGAAGGGCUUUCUAAGGAAGUCGAGAGGCUCCGCACCGAGCUCGCCGCGUACAGUGAGUUUGACCCGGUCGAACUGGACAAGAAGAUCCACAACGCUCGACGUUCGCGAGCCGCUGCAGACAAGUUCACUGAACACAUCUACUGCAUGGAGUCCUGGCUCAAAGACCGGAUACCUGAUCGAGAAAGUCAGGUCGGCGUCCUGCGAGACCUCUACGGUGACGAAUGGGAUGAAGAGGACGGCGGCCUGCGUGAGCUGUAAGGCCCUGCAUCCGGAUGGACAUGUUGUGCCACAUACAAGGCUAGCUCGUGCUAGAAUAUGGAUCGAGCUAGAGAUCAUUGUGUAUGGAGGGGUGUUUCCAUGUCUCAGGCUAUCUAAGCGC